Ctenocephalides felis (cat flea) is the source of this 557-nucleotide messenger RNA. Its product is annotated as collagen alpha-1(XV) chain-like. The transcript has 4 exons. NCBI's taxonomy places the organism in Eukaryota, Metazoa, Arthropoda, Insecta, Siphonaptera, Pulicidae. The record is from RefSeq and is a predicted model, not a curated record. The annotation marks the transcript as partial.
GUCCUCCUGGUCCGCCAGGUCCACCAGGUCCUCCAGGCUCAUCGGAUGACGGGGGCAUCCGAAUAGUGCCCGGAGCGCUCACGUUUCCCAACCAAGACGUCAUGCAACAGAAUUCGGCAACCAGCCCUGUUGGAACAAUAGCUUAUGUCGUUGAUGAAGAAGCAGUGCUUGUUCGUGUAAAUAAAGGAUGGCAAUAUUUAGUGAUGGGUCAACUGAUACCACUGAAAGGUCCUGCCGAAUCAACAACGACAGAAAGUAUUUGGCAACCGCCACAAGCUUCAAAUUUAAUACAACCAUCAAGUGGGUACAACGCACCUGGAACAGCGCUCCGUAUAGCAGCUUUGAAUGAACCUUACACCGGUGACUCUGGCGUAUCCACGGAGGCAGAUUAUGCCUGCUAUCGCCAGGCGCAAUACGCAGGCUUACGCAGUACAUUCCGUGCUAUGUUUGGCGUCAACCCAACAAGACCUGGACAGCAUAGUCAGACGAGCCGACCGAGCUUACCAGUCGUCAAUACACUGGAGACUUAUGUUCCACUCAUGGAGACAAAUGUUUGA